Triticum aestivum (bread wheat) is the source of this 1361-nucleotide messenger RNA. RefSeq lists its product as uncharacterized. The transcript has a single exon. Bases 82 to 369 code for a protein of 95 amino acids. Lineage: Eukaryota; Viridiplantae; Streptophyta; Magnoliopsida; Poales; Poaceae. The record is from RefSeq and is a predicted model, not a curated record.
CAAAUCUCUAUCUCACACAACAACAUCACAAAGAUCACCACACACGCAGCUCCAACCUAAAAUCAGACGCCAAGAGUCACAAUGAGGCUCUGCAUGUCCAGCGGCAGCGUGGUCGCGGCGGCGGCGGUGCGGGCAAAGGGGCAGCUUGCCUCGACGGCUAUGGUAUUGCUUCCAACGGGGAAGCUGCGGGAGUACCCGCGCCCGGCCACAGCGGGCCAGGCGCUCGAGGACUUGGUGGAUGGGGACGCCGGCUGGUUCGUAUGCGACGCCGACGAGAUGGGGUUUGAGGGGCCCGUGGCCCCCGUGGGCGGGGCCGAGGAGCUACGCCCGGGGCAGAUGUUGGGAGUAAACCACGCCUCCAGGAAAUGACUGGCGUGCGCGCGCGGGUAUGCGCUCCAGGUCUGGCUCGUAAGGCAGCGGCCGUUGGCGAGAGUGGAGGGCUGGUGCGUUGGUUCGUUAGCUAGCCCGCAUGGCCGGGUCUCCUGUGUACGCGCAUGCACCGUAGUUAGCAGGUUAGUUGGUUAGUGCAUGCAUGCAUCAUGGAUAUGGACGCCGUGCAUGUAGCUGACUUAGUGAGUUUGUUAGCUAGACAAGUGCGUGCGUGCGUGGAGUUAGUGGCCGGUGUGGUGGCCGGAUGUUAUGUGCAGCCGGGUAUAAAAGGCCCCCUGAUGUAUUGAUCGAGGUGAGCCGGUGUUGUAGCCAUGUAGCCACCGUAAAGAAGAAAAGGAUUGGGGCGUUCGUGCGCCCGUGGCGGCGUUCGUGCGUCGGCCCAGAAUUUCUUGUGUCUUGUGUCUUCUUCUACCUUUAGCCGAGAGUGAGAGAGGACUGCGGUUCCAACAGCAGAUAUACUUCGCGCUCCCCGCUGAGGCUCGACGGAACGGCCUCCGGCGCGAGGACAUCGCCGCUCUCGCUGUCAGGGCAUCCGCGGCGCUUGUUAAUAAGGCCCACAGCGUAGCAUCCUGCGCCGGCGCUGGACAACGGAGGCGCGCCGGCUCGGUGGCGCCGCUCGUUUUCGCCCCACCCCAGGAGGACGAGACCGUCGCUUAAAAGACCGUGCCGGCACUGGCAGCAAAGAGGCGGCCGGUGGCGCGCGCGAAGAGUGCCGGGAGGAUGCAGCCACGCUUCGCACCCGAUCUGAGCGCCAUUCCCGAGUGAUGGAUGGAUAGACCGUAGCGAGAUGGAAAAAAUAGUAUCCAAAUUCCCAUGCAAGAUGGCUCGAAUAUCCAACGGUUCUGGAAACAGAUGGAGCAAGCUACGGUUAGACUCCGUAAUUUGUAGGAACAAAAUUUUGUCCGGUUAGUCGAGUUUGUGUCUGAACACGCUACGGCGGUGAAAACAAAAUUAAUGUGAAUAUAAAUUCC